Molecule: messenger RNA, 2034 nt
Organism: Pieris brassicae (large cabbage white)
Lineage: Eukaryota; Metazoa; Arthropoda; Insecta; Lepidoptera; Pieridae
Gene: Sxl
Product: sex-lethal homolog
Exons: 8
Coding region: 248-1243 (331 amino acids)
Cellular component (GO): ribonucleoprotein complex; cytosol
Molecular function (GO): mRNA binding
Source: RefSeq, a predicted model, not a curated record
UUAUCAAAAAUCUGUGAUUCGGAUUUCAGUGGAUAGCGUUAAGGUGAUUUCAUUUUCUUUUAUUCCUUUUCGUACAAAUUCGUGUUAUAAUAAACAAUUGUGUUAUUGUUAGUUGUUGAUGUUAAAAAUAAUAAGAUUAAAAAUAUAAGAAGAAAUACUUCAAGAUUAGCUGCAGAUUAUAAUGAAUAGAAAGACUUAGUUGUUAGACAACAAGUAGUUGGUACUAAAGGAAAGAUCAGUUUUACCAAUGUGUGACAGAUACCCACCUUUUUAUCAUGGAGGCCCGCCUUUCAAUAGUUGGGAUAGAAGCUAUACCUUGGAGAAUCAAAUACAACAUCAGUACAGAGGUAGACCUAACCCAGGAGCGCAUAGGUUUUGGGGCAGCAUGUCAGAUGGUGGAGGAAUAUCGGCCGCUGGUGGUGACUCCAGCAGGACCAACCUGAUUGUCAACUACCUUCCACAGACUGUUACGGAAAAGGAUCUUUAUGCUAUGUUCGUCACCAUCGGCCCGAUUGAGAGCUGUAGAGUUAUGAAGGAUUUUAAGACUGGUUAUAGUUAUGGUUUUGGCUUCGUGAACUAUGUACGGGAAGAGGAUGCUACGAGAGCUAUCGAGACUUUCAAUGGAUACCAACUUAGGAAUAAGCGAUUAAAGGUUUCUUAUGCGCGACCGUCAGGAGAUGAUAUUAAAGAAACAAACCUAUAUGUAACGAAUCUUCCUCGGGCUAUAACUGAGGAGCAACUUGAAACGAUAUUUGGGAAAUAUGGAAGGAUAGUACAAAAACACAUUCUACGUGAUAAGAAUAAUGGUUCGCCGAGAGGUGUCGCCUUUGUAAGAUUCGAUAAAAGAGAAGAGGCCCAAGAAGCGAUAGCAGCACUCAACAAUGUGAUACCAGAGGGCGGCACUGAACCUCUAAGUGUCAAGGUAGCUGAGGAGCACGGUAAACAAAAGGCGGCGUACUACGCCGGAUGGUCAGCUGGCUUCCAACAGAGUCGAGGUGACUUUUCGUGGAAUUGUGGAACUUGUUUGAUGCCUGGAGAGUCCUGGGAUAGUUUUCCAUCCCCUCCCCCUUUACUAGGCAGUCCAAACACUCCCAGAAACGGCUGCAGGCCAGGAAUGUGUGCGAACAUUCGACCACCGUUUGGUAAAGUCAAUAGAGCCAAUCGGGGGCGAAAUUUCCCCUGGGGUCCAGGGGCUGGUGACUUUAAAGGACAGAGGUGUAGAAAUGGUGCUCCGUAUUGGUAAUUUUUUUUUAUUUUUUUUUUAUUGUGUUGUCAAGAUGUCCAAGAACAUUCAAGUUGUGGAUUUUGUUACAGAUUUAUGAACGUAGAUUAGCAGUGCAAUGAAUUAACGAUGAUAAAGCAUAAUUUUGCUUUAGUGUUCGUGAAUAUUAAUUGUUUGAGGGGUCCCUCCCCUCACACACACAAAAGGUUCUCGUAAACCCAGCAAUUUUAAGGAAAAUUACUAUUUUGUCAUACUGCUAGAUGGUACUGCAUGUAACUAGGCUGUUAUACUAAUGUAUUAUAUUAUUUACUAUUUAAUUAUUGUAUUAAUAACAGAUUAGUGGAUAUAUAUAUAUAUGUGGCGAUAUCUAAUAAAGACUUCUUAUUCCUUCAUUAUAAUAUUAUCAUUACAAAGACAAGAGACAAAUAGAGAUAAUAUUAUGAUUGGCAACAUUUAAUCUGCUUAAAAUUAGCAGCUCACUUUCAAUGAAUUAAAAAAAUAUUUCGAUAAGCGCCAUCUAGGUGAUUCUUGCAUUAUUAAACCGUAAUGGUUUGCCAUUAGAUAAGCCUUUUGGUGACAUCUAGAAAAGUAUUAGCAAUUUUUGUGUAUUGCAGAAAGCGUACACUUAUAACUCGUUAACGAAAUUGAGUUUUAUUUUAAUUUGUUCAAGAUUUACAUUUUAGAUAAUAGGUUAUGUGAGUAUGAUUUGUGUGAAGUCUGUUUUGUUUUCGUUAAUUAUUGUAACUAUGCCUAACGAUGGCAGACUUGUACAUUUUUUAAAAUUAUUUCUUUAAUAUAGAGAUUAUAAUUUA